AUGGCUAAACGCCCCAACUUCCUCGUCAUUGUCGCCGAUGACCUUGGUUUCUCCGACGUGGGCUGCUUCGGCGGCGAGAUCCGCACACCAAAUAUCGACCAGAUCGCAAAGGAAGGACUCCGAUUUACAGACUUCCAUGCGGCGGCGGCAUGCUCUCCCACACGUGCCAUGAUUAUGACUGGUACUGAUCACCACAUCGCCGGCCUGGGUAACUUGAUCGAAUGGACCAACAUCUCCGGUCAGAAUGGUCCCAAGGGCUCCGCUAUGAGCACAGCCCCGCAGCGCGGUAUGCCCGGCUACGAGGGAUAUCUAAACGAGCGGGUCGUGGCUCUCCCGGAGCUCCUGCGAGACGCUGGCUACCACACUGUGAUGUCGGGCAAAUGGCACUUGGGUCUGACCCCCGAGCGAUCACCCCACAAGCGUGGCUUUGUUCGUUCAUUCGCCCACCUGCCCGCUUGCUCCAAUCACUAUGCCUACGAACCCGAGCUCCGUGAUCAGGAUCAGAUCCCCACUUUCAUCGAGGCGAGCUAUAUCGCCCUCCAUAUGGAGGAUGGCGAGUAUGUGCGCAAACUCCCCGAGGGCUGGUACUCGUCUGAUGGGUACGGAGAUAAAAUGAUCGAUUACCUGCGUGAGUGGAAGGAGAGCGGUGGCAGUGCCGGUCCGGAUGGCAAUAGAGACCGUCCUUUCUUUGGGUAUCUCCCUUUCACUGCGCCUCAUUGGCCAUUGCAAGCUCCGAGGGAGUACAUUGACCACUAUCGCGGUGUGUACGACGAGGGGCCCGAUGUUUUGCGGGAGAAGCGUCUCCAGCGGCUAAAGGAGCUGGGCAUGAUCCGCGACGAUGUUGUGCCGCAUCCCGUUGAUGCAGAGGAAGUCAAACCCUGGUAUGAAUACACUCCCGAUGAGAAGAAAAAAUCUGCCACGGCUAUGGAGGUUUUCGCGGGCAUGGUUGAAUGCAUUGACUAUAAUGUCGGCAAGGUGGUGGACUAUCUGCGGGAAAUCGGAGAGCUCGACAACACCUUUGUCUGCUUCAUGUCCGACAAUGGUGCCGAAGGUGCCGCGUACGAAGCCUAUCCUAUGGUUAAGAACGGCGUGAUGCCGCACCUGCAGAAGUACUAUGACAACAGUCUGGAGAAUCUGGGCAACGGGAACUCAUUCAUUUGGUACGGUCCCCGCUGGGCGCAGGCUGCUACCGCCCCGUCUCGUCUGUACAAGGCCUACACCACGGAGGGUGGCGUUCGCGUGCCUUUCACCUGCCGCUUCCCCAAGAACAUUCCCCUGAAGUCUGGGGACGCUGCCACUGUUGCGGGUGGUAUCACCGACCAAUUCGCCACGGUCAUGGACCUGGCCCCCUCCAUCCUCGAUAUGGCCGGCAUCAAGCACCCAGCACCAACCUACCAGGGCCGUGAGGUCGUCUCCAUGCGUGGCCGCAGUUUCUACCCCUGGGCCAUUGGCAGUACCGAGCGCAUCCACCCCAAAGAUUUCAUCCAGGGCUGGGAGACAUGUGGUCGGGCCGCUCUGCGCUGCGCAGACUGGAAAAUCGUCUUCAUCCCCAAGCCCAAGGGUCCCGAGCGCUGGCAGUUGUAUAACCUUGAACAAGAUCCCGGCGAGGUAAAUGACCUAUCAGAGCAGGAGCCCGAGAAACUCAAGCAGCUCCUCAAGCUGUGGGAUCAAUAUGUCCUUGAGACGGGUGUGGUCCCGCUGUGCCCGGAUCUGGGAGAGUUUUUGGAGGCGACGGAGGCGCAGAUGCCGGAGAAUGCUUGGAUGGAGUUUGAUUAUUGGAAGGACGGUGCGAGAGAUGAACCCGAGAAGUUUACUCGUCAGCCACCUCGAUUCCAGCGGGUGGUGAAGCAGUUCUAG
Molecule: messenger RNA, 1857 nt
Organism: Penicillium daleae
Lineage: Eukaryota; Fungi; Ascomycota; Eurotiomycetes; Eurotiales; Aspergillaceae
Product: arylsulfatase
Exons: 2
Coding region: 1-1857 (618 amino acids)
Molecular function (GO): arylsulfatase activity
Source: RefSeq, a predicted model, not a curated record